Messenger RNA from Nicotiana attenuata, 436 nucleotides. RefSeq lists its product as uncharacterized. The transcript has 2 exons. The coding region runs from base 22 to 417 and encodes 131 amino acids. NCBI's taxonomy places the organism in Eukaryota, Viridiplantae, Streptophyta, Magnoliopsida, Solanales, Solanaceae. The record is from RefSeq and is a predicted model, not a curated record.
GAGGAGGUUAUAUGAUAAUCAAUGGCUGUCUUGAUAUGUAUGGAAGUUUUAAUUGACUCACGGUUUGCUAGCUAUGCCAUAGACGUGUGGCAUCAGUUUCAGGAGAGAUCAUGGGUUCAAGCUGUGGAAACAGGCUCUUGCAAGAAACAAGGUAAAACAACAUAUAAUAAACCCAUUGUGGUUCAUCCUUUCCCUUGGCGGGAGUUUAAUGCACCGGACUGCCUUUUCUUAGGCCUUGUAUUGUUGUCUACAUUAUUUGAUAUGCCGUGUCUUCUGUGGUCGAAGUAUUCGGUAUUUAAGAGAGAAGACGAUCAUAACGCUUUUAGGGUUGGUCAUGGUUUUAAUCUUACAGUUGAUUUCUCUUCUGCAACAAGAUGUACAGUUGCUCCGCCACAAACUAUAGCUUGUGUAUUAUAACUGAUGUCAUAGUCACAGU